Messenger RNA from Hordeum vulgare subsp. vulgare (domesticated barley), 669 nucleotides. RefSeq lists its product as uncharacterized. The transcript has a single exon. Bases 142 to 567 code for a protein of 141 amino acids. NCBI's taxonomy places the organism in Eukaryota, Viridiplantae, Streptophyta, Magnoliopsida, Poales, Poaceae. The record is from RefSeq and is a predicted model, not a curated record.
CUGCACUGCACCCCGCCGCUCCCACGCCCAAACCGACACACAGGUAGGAGUAAGUACCGAUCCUAUCCAACCGCCGUCACGUAGUACAGGCCCCCAAGCUAGCCAAGCCACCCAACGUGCAAGGCUCAACUUUGCACGACCAUGCAGCCCGCGACCGCGACGGCGACGGUUGUGCCUGUGCGCCCAUCGUUGCGUGCCGUCCCGCGCUCGCUCGCUUCGGCGGAAAGGCUUGGGAUGGGCCGUGCCGCGACAUGUACCACGGCGCUCCGCGCGCAGUGCGGCCUGGGUGCCGGGGCGGAACCGGUGGAGGCGCGCAAGGAGGACGGACCCCUGCCUCAGGAGCUGGUCCAAGAGGAGGACAAGGUGCUGGCGCCAGAGCAACUGGAAUUGCUCGAGGACGAGGCCAUGGCCGGGAAAGACGAGGGGCGGAGUCCCACGGACUACGGCCGCCGCGCGCACAUCUUCCAGGAGAGCUCCCGGGUGUUCCGAGCACUCAAGGAGCGCCGUGACGAGGACGGCGGUGCCACCGCCACGGCUCAAGCCUCAAACAACACGCCCCACUCCUAAGGAAACAAGUAGACUAGCUCCUACAACUUGCUAAGGCCAUGUUCGGUUGCAACAGAUUUGAAGGAAAUUGGAAUGGAUUGGGAAGGAUUAAAUUCUGUGUAA